AUGGUGACAUCUAAAGAUACCAAAGUACUCAAGAGUUUCUGUGGCAUUUGCAUGGACACUAAAGCUCCAUCAGAAAUGUUUUCAAACGCAACCGUUUGUGGCCAUCUUUUCUGUUCAGAUUGCAUACGUGGACACGUAUCUUGUAAAAUCAAAGAGAACAUUGUUUCGGUGAAGUGUCCAGAACCAAAAUGCAAAGGGGUAAUAGGACCUGAACUUUGUCGAUCCUUCCUCCCAAAAGAAGUUAUUGAAAGAUGGGAGAACGCUUUGUGCGAGUCGUUGAUCCUGGGUACUCAGAAAUUUUACUGCCCGUUUAAAGAUUGUUCAGCCAUGUUGGUAGAUGAUGGUGGAGAAGCCGUGACAUCAUCGGAAUGCCCAAACUGCAACAGAUUGUUCUGUGCGCAGUGUAAGGUGGCAUGGCAUACGGGGAUGCGUUGCAAUGACUUUAAGAGGCUAAAGAAGAAUGAGAGAAAUCCAGAGGAUAUAAUGUUGAUGCAGCUUGCCAAGAACAAAAAAUGGAGAAGAUGCCCAAGCUGCAACUUUUAUGUGGAAAAACGAGACGGUUGUCAUCACAUUACUUGCAGAUGUGGGUAUGAGUUUUGCUACGGAUGUGGAAAGAAGUAUGAUAAAAGCCAUGCCUGUAAUCCAUAG
Molecule: messenger RNA, 648 nt
Organism: Lactuca virosa
Lineage: Eukaryota; Viridiplantae; Streptophyta; Magnoliopsida; Asterales; Asteraceae
Source: the annotation of a GenBank genome assembly